GGACUUGAGGGUUCAGACAGUUGUUCCCAUACGCUGCGAUCCAAGGCCUUACUCACUGAGUCAACGAGUAAUCUCUCUGACUGACAUAUAGUCGGUCGAUGUCCACGAUGCAAACAGGCACACCUCGCUCGCCGCGCUUUGAUCUUCCGCCUGCACCUGUUUAUACCACUUCCAAUACAGCUGACAACGGCCUUGCGGAGUGGACGAGCAAGAUCAAGGCAAUGCAACGCCAGGUCAACGCGGAUGAUGAGGCAGAGCAGCGUCGUCUCGAGGAAGAAAUCGUGCGGGCACGACUUGCGAGGAUGAGACGAAGUACAUCGGGCAUGAGCGGUGAUUUCGGCGUCGGCAUGCAUGGCAUUGAUCUGGGCAAGUUACAGGAUUCAUCAUCUAGUGUCACUCCUUCGCCAAAUGAUCUGCUUGCGGGCAACACUACCAGUGCACCUGCCUCAGAGAAGCCACCUCGAGCUAUACCUUCACAUAAACCGGCGGUGUCGUCUAAUACAACGCCCCAGAGAGUCCCUAUGUCAUUGGCUGCAUUUAUGGGUGGAUCGACUGCUGCUGGCCCUCGAUUGAAACGCCACGAGCCACAACAGGAUGCCACUGUUGUGCAUGAUGGGCGUAAGGAUCACGGUCCCGUACAUCCAAUAUUCGGAAGAAAUGGAAUCGCUAUGCCGGGGAUGGCCAAAGUAGGUGUACAACCUCCUGCAGCUGCCACAUCUCCACCUUCAGCUGGCACACCCGCUCGUGCAUUUCCCACUUCCACACCAGAUAUCGUGAGAUCCCGUACUACUAGUACUUCCUCGGUCGCCCGUCGUUAUGUGGAACAACUUGAAAGUCAGCCGCAGUCUCUGAACCCAGGACUUGUAGGGCCAGGCAUCCGGGAGCGCAGGAUAAGCACUCCCGCGGGCAACAUUUCAGCACAGUUGAGAGUAGAAACGCCACACUCGCCUUCUUACCGUUUAUCUCAGAACUAUGGUGCCAGAACUGCUGUGGUUCCACCAAGUUCCCUCGUUGAAUCUCGGUCGAAAACCCCCAUCACUGCGGAGAUGCGCCCCAAGACACCUGUUACUGAAACUCGUGUGAAGACUCCCAAUCCUGAAUCUGUCCGUGCUAAGACGGUGACAGAAUCUGUAUACUCCAAGACGCCUAAUCCUGAAUAUACUCGGGCGAAGACCCCCAACCCUGAGCCCAAUCGUGCAAAAACGCCUGAUGCAGAUUCUGGUCGCACGAAGAGCCCAAUUUAUACACGUUCAAAUUCCUCUCAGCCCUCUUGGACACCUAGACAACAGUCUACUCCAAUUCCAUCUGUCACUCCAACGUCCCCUGUGCGGCAGACUUACUCUCCACAGCCAUCACGAGGGGUCUCCCCUGCCUUUCUGUGUCCGCCUGUCAAUUCAUCUACCAAGGAUCCAACGCCAAGUAUCAGCCGGCUGCAGGGUCGUGGCUUUGUGCAGAGUGUUGUUCAAGCCAGUGGGCGCCUCGAAUCAGCAGCAGGAGCCGCGAGGAGGGAGAGCACAUUUGGAUCCCCAAGUCAAGCUGCCAGUGAAACGCGAGAUAAGAAUGCUAGAAGAGCAAGUGUCUUAGACCGUUGGCAGCCUGCAAUGAAUAAUGCAGGAACACCAUCACUGCCCCCACAAUCCCCAUUCCCGGCAAACCGCGGAAGGACACCAGAAGCCAGGCAGGCAGAAGUGAAAACGCACGACACGGAAUUUCCUUCGAAGAGCGCUGUAUCUAUUCCCACCCUUCCGAAAACGCCAUCUGGGAAGACCAGUGCUCUUCCCGAGAGCGCGAAUCAUAACUUAGGAUCCUCCACCACAAUGAUUGCAUACAUCAAGCCAACCAAGACCGGUGAUGAUCCAGUCGUUCGCAAUGUUGAUGAACUCGGGGUGAAAGCGGACGGGAGUGAGGCGAGGACGCGUGUAUCUUCGUCUCCUAACAAGCCAUUGAGUCAUCCAACCAAGGAUAGAGCGAAGAAACCUCGCAAAACAGGUGGUUCUGCGCAUGUUGCUUCUCCUGAAGGACAGCCUCUUGAUGUAAAAGCCACUUUACCACAACCGAUUGCGCUAGAAUCGAUCACCUCGACAAAAAACACUCAAUUGCUUCCAAUUGCUCCCACCCAGCCAAUGAUACGAUCUCAACUGGAACCUCAGUCACAGCUUACACUGACGAUCGCACCAUCCAACACCACUGGUCGCGUCACAGACCGCUGGACAGAACCGACAUUGAUUGGUGUAAAGCCUAUCGCAUCCUCAAAUUCUACUGCAGGCCAGCCUCCCCCGAGUCAAAAACCGCAGGGUAUGGUGGGAAGACUGGCGCUGCCUGGCCUAGCGGCUGCACCAGAAGCUGCAGAGAAGGUGAAGGAGAAACCUCCUUUUGGAAAGGAGCGCGCGGUCUCACCUUCGCUAGCGAGACAUGGCCGCACUCCUAACACAGGGAAUCGUGCCACCGUCAUGGACGUUGCGCAAGCUUUGAGUGGGGCCCAGCAGGGAAACGAUUGCGCGUUGAGUCUACCUGCUCCUAGCAUCCCGAGUUCUCAGGCUGAGAAGAGGAAGUCGAGCACUGAGAAAUACUCCUCUUUUAUGAUGCCGCCGCUGAAGGAAGUGAAGACCCCCGUGUCAUCUCCAGCAGGAACAUUGGCAAAAUCAUCUGGGGAGGCGUUGCUGGAUUCUAAACUCGUCGGUGAAAGCUCCAAAAGUAGUCUGGGAGUCAAGCCAACUAUUCAGCGCACUGCGUCAAGUUCAUCUCUAGUGUUCGAUGUCGUGCACAUCGAUCACACGAACGAAUCCCUGCCAAAUGUCGAUGUGGAUGCUCUGUUGAAAUCUGUUCCUCCAACGUUUAGUGCUGACCCGAAUAUUCACAUCAUCUCUGUUGAGACUUUAUCCAUCAAUAACGGUACCGCGACUCCCGUCCUGCGCGAUAUUCAUAUUUUCUACGAUACGGAGGCUUUGGUGAUUGUACACCGCGGAAAGGCCCGUGACGGUGGGCUUGUUUCCACGAAGGUUUGGUGCUGGCAUGGGAAACAAUGCCGAUUUGGCGAGAGAGAGGAGAAGAAGGCAGAUGAGCUUGCAAGACGGUAUGGAUCAGCUCUGGAAACAGUGUUCCAACGACACGAACCUCCAGAACUUGUUCAUAUUCUUGGAGGAAAGAUUGCAAUCCGGCAGGGUACUCGCACGCACUGGACUUCUGAAAAUACAGCAAUGCACGUGGUGCGCUCGAGCGGGGAACACAUAUAUAUUGACGAGUUGGAUUUGAACAUCCGAAACCUGUGUUCAGGCUAUAGCUAUUGUGUCUCUAUCCUUGACCAGAUUUAUGUUUGGCAUGGUUGUGGGUCAACUCCGAAGGAACGCAAUGCUGCCCGAGAUUACGCACAGGUUUCCGCCGCGAAAGGGACUUCUAUCAAGGAACUUCGAGAAGGUGACAAUGAUGUAGAUGACGAGAUGUUCUGGAUGGUCCUUGGUGACUCUGGGGAUUACGCCAAGGCAGACUAUUGGAGAUUUAGAAAUGCUUCUGCUCCCAGUGAUCCUCGAUGCUGGAUCGUGGAUGUCACAGUCGAAGGCGACCCGAUUCGUGCUGUUGCAUUGAUAUCGGCAGAGACUAUACUUCAGCAAUCAGUGUACAUUAUCGACUGCUCUUUGGAAUUCUUUGUCCUGGUUGGAAAACAUGCACGUUCCAAACGUUCCGAUAUCUCUCUAGCAAUUCAAACCGUCAUGGCCAUGGCGAAGAAGGUGGCAAUAUCUAAACCCUUCUCUCCGACCAUCCAUGUACUUGUAAUACCUACGCAACUUCCUCUGGACAUGCGGCAUGCCUUCCGCGAUCUUGACGAGUCUCAAGUGAAUGGGGGCUUCGUCCCCGAUCACAUGAAUAUCCUUUCGACUACCGAGGCGAUUGAGCAUCUGCGCACUUCAUCUUGGGAGAAAGCAGCAUUGCGAGAUCAGAAUAUGCUUCCUUUGGGUCUUGACGCAGCUCCUGUACUGUCAUCUUGAUAUAUGCGCAAGUGACAGUUUUUCUGACGCUAGAUAUGAAUAAUUGGAAUGAUCUAUACUAUAGAGCAGUUUUUACCCAUACUUUCAGCUUGCUGCAAUCAAUCGGUGCCUAUCCUCCAGCGAUCACCUUCUUUUUGGA
Molecule: messenger RNA, 4122 nt
Organism: Suillus discolor
Lineage: Eukaryota; Fungi; Basidiomycota; Agaricomycetes; Boletales; Suillaceae
Exons: 11
Coding region: 99-3983 (1294 amino acids)
Biological process (GO): barbed-end actin filament capping; actin filament severing
Molecular function (GO): actin filament binding; phosphatidylinositol-4,5-bisphosphate binding
Source: RefSeq, a predicted model, not a curated record